AUGAAAACAGCAACCAACAUCUAUAUUUUUAAUUUGGCUUUGGCUGAUGCUUUAGCCACCAGUACUUUACCUUUCCAGAGUGUUAACUACCUGAUGGGAACAUGGUCUUUUGGUAACGUGUUGUGCAAGAUUGUAAUGUCUAUUGACUACUACAAUAUGUUCACAAGCAUCUUUACCCUGACCACCAUGAGUGUUGAUCGAUAUAUUGCUGUGUGCCACCCAGUCAAAGCCCUGGAUUUCCGCACCCCAAGAAAUGCAAAAAUUAUUAAUGUCUGCAAUUGGAUUUUAUCUUCUGCAAUUGGACUGCCUGUGAUGAUAAAGGCGACAACAACUCAUGACAGCAAUGGUAUUACAGACUGCACACUGAAAUUCCCUCAUCCUUCCUGGUACUGGGAAAACCUACUGAAGAUCUGCGUCUUCAUCUUUGCUUUCAUCAUGCCUGUCCUCAUCAUAACUGUCUGCUAUGGGCUCAUGAUCCUUCGUUUAAAAAGUGUACGCAUGCUGUCCGGCUCCAAGGAAAAAGACAGGAACCUCAGGAGAAUCACCAGAAUGGUCCUGGUUGUCGUUGCUGUGUUUAUUGUCUGCUGGACUCCGAUCCACAUCUACGUCAUUAUCAAAGCUUUAAUCACUAUCCCAAACUCCUUGUUCCAGGCAGUAGCCUGGCACUUCUGUAUCGCUCUGGGUUACACCAACAGCUGCCUCAACCCUGUCCUUUAUGCUUUUCUUGAUGAGAACUUCAAAAGGUGUUUCCGAGAGUUCUGUAUCCCUUCAUCCUCAGUGAUAGAGCAGCAGAACUCUAUCCGAACCCGUAACCUUCACCGAGACCACAACUCCAGUGCACAGACUGUGGAUAGGACUAACCGUCAGGUAUGACUAGCUGUGGACAUGUCAUCCCUGCACUCACUUUUCCAUGCAGGUGAUGACAUGAAUUCAGAAGUCACACAAGUCACAACAGCGCUUUGAUAGUAAAACAGUGUCGUACAUAUUAUAUCCAUUUUAUAUUGGUAAAACCCUGUUUCAAGGAGGGUGCAUUAGUUAGACCUCCUGUUUUGUUAAGCUGAGGCAACAGCCAAGACAGGAGGUCUAAAUAAUUCAUCCUUUUUAAGGGGUUUUACAAGUGCAUGCCCCAUGGAGAUUUAUGUUUUUAAGUUAUGCUAUUUUUACUGAGUAAGUGUAAGUUUUUCAUAUUUUAAAUGUUUUUUUAAUUGUUCAAAGUGUAAUUGGUUCAUUCUUGAUUGUGAAGUAAUUGAUAGACAGGUGUUGUAGAGAAGCGAUUGGCUGAAUACAUGGUACACACAAUGUUAGGUAUGUGGCUUUGUCCUUUAUAUUUUGCAAGGUUUUUUAAAACGCAGAUACAAUCGCCACCACCUAGAACUGCCGCGUUUGUGUUAACGUGAUUCACCCGUAGUAAGCAAUGGGCGGUAUAAACUCCCAUACAAUAACCUGACAUUCAAAAUGUCCCCCAAUCACCAGUACAGGAAACAAAAUAAACA
Messenger RNA from Polyodon spathula (Mississippi paddlefish), 1493 nucleotides. RefSeq names its product mu-type opioid receptor. The transcript has 2 exons. Gene Ontology annotation, biological process: sensory perception of pain; G protein-coupled opioid receptor signaling pathway; neuropeptide signaling pathway. Bases 1 to 873 code for a protein of 290 amino acids. The record is from RefSeq and is a predicted model, not a curated record. Gene Ontology annotation, molecular function: beta-endorphin receptor activity; G-protein beta-subunit binding; morphine receptor activity. Gene Ontology annotation, cellular component: membrane; neuron projection. NCBI's taxonomy places the organism in Eukaryota, Metazoa, Chordata, Actinopteri, Acipenseriformes, Polyodontidae.